Molecule: messenger RNA, 2646 nt
Organism: Lodderomyces orthopsilosis Co 90-125
Lineage: Eukaryota; Fungi; Ascomycota; Pichiomycetes; Serinales; Debaryomycetaceae
Gene: TPS2
Product: trehalose-phosphatase
Exons: 1
Coding region: 1-2646 (881 amino acids)
Biological process (GO): cellular response to heat; fungal-type cell wall organization; trehalose biosynthetic process
Cellular component (GO): alpha,alpha-trehalose-phosphate synthase complex (UDP-forming); cytosol
Molecular function (GO): catalytic activity
Source: RefSeq, a predicted model, not a curated record
AUGCCUGAGUUGAGCCAAUUGAAGGUAUCUCCGGCAAACACCCAUGCGGUAUCUCCGAAAGAUUUUGCCAACAAUGAUAAAGUGAAACUAUCUGGUCGUAUUCUUAAUGUGCUGACAACUUUGCCUACUCAAAUUGUGAGCAAUUACGACUCCAAAACCAAUAGCUAUUAUUGGGACGUCGACAUUGUUCACGGAAGUCUGGCUUUAUUUUCGUCACAAAGCUUUUUACAGCAACAUACGGAUUGGGAAACACAUGUUAUAGCUUGGACGGGUGAAUUGAAAAAUAAGGUGAAGAAUACUGUCAAUGUUACAGCUGAUAAUUUGGAAGACGAUCCGUUGUAUCUUGAUGACGAGGACAAGGGGGAGAUUGAAAAAAAGCUUCAAAAGGCAAUAGGAUCCGAAAAUAUUCAUCCUAUUUGGUUAUUAAGGCGUGAUCAGGAAAGAUGGAGGAAGUACGCUGAAAAUGUCAUUUGGCCAGUUUUCCAUUACUUUCUGGGAACUCCUUCUGAUGGAAAGGAGGAAAUUCAAGCAUGGCAUGAUUAUGUAAAGUUCAACGAGGCCUAUGCCAACAAGAUUAAACAAAUUUACAAACCAGGUGAUGUUAUUUGGAUUCAUGAUUACUAUUUGUUGUUGUUGCCCCAAUUACUACGUAUGGAAUUUCCAGAUGCUUAUAUUGGUCAUUUCUUACAUACACCAUUUCCAUCAUCUGAAUACUUUAGGUGUCUUUCUAAGAGAAGUCAGUUAUUAGAUGGCUUGCUUGGUGCGGAUAAGAUUGGCUUCCAAUCGGAAUCUUUCCAAAGGCACUUUGUUUCCUGUUGCGCAAGAGUCUUGGGUUGCGAAGUGACCAAGAAUCAGAUUUUUGCCUAUGGGACUACAAUUUCCGUAGAAACCUUACCUAUUGGUAUUGAUACAUUGAAAAUCGAACAGGACGCUUUUUCCAAAUCAAGCGGUAUAGAUCAAAAGGUUGAAGCUAUUCGAAAUUUGUAUAAAGGAAAGAAAAUCAUUGUUGGGAGAGAUCGAUUGGAUAGGGUAAGAGGUGUUGUUCAAAAACUUGAAGCUUUUCUGAUGUUUUUGGAAAUGUAUCCAGAAUGGAGAGAAAAUGUUGUCUUGAUUCAAGUCUCUACUCCAGGAUAUAGUCAUUCUGCAAAUGUGGAACAAAAAGCAACAGAGUUGAUAAACCAAAUCAAUUCCCAAUAUGGGACUUUGAACCAUACGCCAGUUUUGCAUUACCAGAUGAGAGUUCCAAAAGAGGAAUAUUUGGCGUUAUUGAGAGUUGCAGAUUUGUGUUUGAUUACCUCAGUGAGAGAUGGAAUGAAUACAACAGCUUUUGAAUUUGUCAUUUGUCAGAAGUACAAUAAUUCGCCAUUAAUUUUGUCAGAAUUUACAGGUACUGCAUCUGUAUUGAAUUCGGCGAUUUUGGUCAAUCCUUGGGACUCUGUUGGCGUAUCAAAAACUAUUAAUGAUGCAUUAUCAUUCAGUAACAACGAAAAGGAAGCUUUGGAAAGCACCCUCUACAAGAAGGUGGCCUCAAAUACAAUUCAAAAUUGGACGUCAACAUUCAUCCGUGAUAUAAUUGAUCAUUCCGUGGUUACUCAUUCGAGUCAUUACACGCCAGCUUUGAAUCGACCACUUUUGUUGAGAAAUUACAAUCACUCAAAAAGGAGGUUGUUUUUGUUUGAUUAUGAUGGAACAUUGACGCCAAUUGUGAAGGAUCCCGCAGCGGCUAUUCCAUCAGACAAAUUGAAUCGAGUGUUGGACAUUUUAGCCUCGGACCCAAAGAAUCAAAUUUGGAUUAUUUCUGGAAGGGACCAAGCAUUUCUAGAAAAAUGGAUGGGACAAAAACAUGUCGGAUUAUCAGCUGAACAUGGUUGCUUUAUUAAAGAUUUGGGAUCUAAAGAGUGGGUUAAUUUGGCCGAGGCAUAUGACAUGUCUUGGCAACCAAAGGUGGAAGAUGUGUUUAAAAAAUACACAAAACAAACACCGGGAUCUAAUAUUGAAAUCAAGAAAGUAGCAUUAACAUGGCACUAUAGAGGGGCUGACCCAGAAUUAGGAGCUUAUCAGGCACAGAAAUGUCUUGAUGAACUUAAUGAAACUAUAGCCACUGAAUAUGACGUUGAAGUAAUGUCUGGAAAGGCAAAUAUCGAAGUUAGGCCCAAGUUUUUGAACAAAGGUGAAAUUGUUAAAAGACUCGUCACCCAUCCACACGGCACGAAACAAUCACUUGAAGAUGAGUUGAAGGAAGAAGUACCUCAUGAAGAAUUGCCAGAUUUCGUUUUGUGUUUAGGUGAUGAUUUGACUGAUGAAGAUAUGUUCAAGUCCUUGCACAAGAUUGAAAAUCAAUGGAAAUUAGACAAUGCACCAAAGAACGAAUUUGGAACUUACGGAGUAUUUCCAGUUGCUGUGGGACCGGCUUCUAAAAAGACGGUAGCCACUGCACAUUUGACGGAACCAGCGCAGGUUCUUGAAACGUUAGGUUUGUUAGCAGGAACUGUGUCAUUAUUUGAGAGUGCUGGAUCUGUAGAUUUGGACGAUAGAGGGCAUGUUGCCAAUAGUGUUAGUUCGGUUAAGUCCAAAGAUGCUAUACUUCAAGCAUCGUUGAGGAAGAAAAGGAGUACUGAGCUAAACGGGGCAGCAACAGCUAAGUAG